Molecule: messenger RNA, 912 nt
Organism: Aspergillus clavatus NRRL 1
Lineage: Eukaryota; Fungi; Ascomycota; Eurotiomycetes; Eurotiales; Aspergillaceae
Product: protein kinase domain protein
Exons: 3
Coding region: 1-912 (303 amino acids)
Biological process (GO): protein phosphorylation
Molecular function (GO): protein kinase activity; ATP binding
Source: RefSeq, a predicted model, not a curated record
AUGAAGGCUGGCUGCGUGGAGCGCGCGAUCGUUUCGGCUGGCGGACCGAAGAUUUCGUGCCAAGGGGGAGAGAUUGGCCCGAUGAAGCGAGAUGUCGACGUUGACGUUGACUUUGACAUCAAGGCCGAGGAGGGGGAGGAUGACGAGGACGAUUGGACCAGACUAGAUGCGCGAGGCACCGGGAAGACGCUGGACACGCCGGCCUUCCCAUCGUGGACAGACAAGCAGCGGCAAGAGUUCCAGGGUUUCUAUGAGGCUAUCAACAUGCAGCCCGAGACGGCGGAUAAGACCUAUGUGCCGGUGACCUGGGGGGCGACAAGUACAAGUCCGAUGAUAACUUCUGCCCUUCAUGACAAAUAUAUCAUUCUUAGUUCUCUGGAGCCGGAGAAUAUUCUCCUGGAUUCCUCUGGCCAUGUCAGUCUAUGCAAGCCUGGUCUUUUUGGAUUGGAAUUGGGGGAUGGAGAUCACAUUUUGCCCGGCACGUCCAAGUAUGCAGCCCCCGAGACUCUUCUUGACGACCGAGAGGCUUCCCGGGCAAUGGAUUGUUGGGCUUUGGGGAUUAUUCUCUAUGAGAUGUUGACCGGCAAACCCCCCUUUUACCACAAGGACGACGGCGAGCGCCGGCACAAGAUCAUUAACCAAGGCCUACAGCUACCUGAGAGCCUGCCAUUGGCCGCGAGGGACAUGUUAACUAAGCUCUUUGAUAAAACCCCUAUAGAACGCUUAGGUGCAAACGGAGCUGCCGAAGUGAAAGCCCACCCAUUCUUCCACGGAAGGGAUAAUAUGAGUAAAAAGCAGCGGCACUUCGGACCGAAUCUGGAAACGGAAAGUCUUACAGUAUCCGCAGAAAAACAGUUCAGUAGUAGUAGUAGUAUAUUUGCGCAGAAAUCGUCGCUCAAUCUCAAUGUCUGA